AUGCAGGAAGAAGAAGCUUUACUGGAAGAAUAUGAACGAAUUGAACAGAAUGAAAAGAAAUUUGCCAGAGAACGUGAAAAUCUAUUGAAAUUACUUAGCUUUCAAGAACUUGCUCAGCCUAAGCGAAAGAAAUCACUUCUCAGUGGGCCAACAACUCCAACGAUGGAAGUUGGGAGUUCAAACUUCCAUACAUCCGCCGAAAUACCAAAAAAGAAUCGUCGCACAUCGGCUUCUUCUGUUGGUUCAGCUGUUAUAGAAGCAGAAGUUCAUAAUGCCCCAAUAGCGGCCCGGAAGGAGAAGUUCCCACAGGGUGUAGUAGUAAGAAGUAGCAAGAUCCCGUUGCCUAAACAAACAAUGAUAAUUAAAGUACAAAAGACAUUACAAGAAUUUGGAUUAGUAUGUGCACGGUGGGUUGAUUUACAAAAAGCUAUACAAACACUAUUGGAUGUUAAGAAAGCAGUUGAAAAGGCUGAUCACGAAUUGAAAGCCAAAAAAGCAUUACUUCAAAAGAUAAAGCAAAAUGGGUUGGGAAAUGCAUCCAAGUCAACAAAUGUUGGUGACGCUGGAGGAAAACAAUCAGAUGUUACAACUAGUGUUACCGAUGGUGGCGGCGGUGACGAGA
Racocetra fulgida is the source of this 622-nucleotide messenger RNA. Lineage: Eukaryota; Fungi; Glomeromycota; Glomeromycetes; Diversisporales; Gigasporaceae. The record is from the annotation of a GenBank genome assembly.